This is a messenger RNA of Mercenaria mercenaria, 4720 nucleotides long. RefSeq names its product low-density lipoprotein receptor-related protein 4-like. Lineage: Eukaryota; Metazoa; Mollusca; Bivalvia; Venerida; Veneridae. The transcript has 27 exons. Bases 102 to 4001 code for a protein of 1299 amino acids. The record is from RefSeq and is a predicted model, not a curated record.
CACCAUUAACACAUAUUGUCAAGUGCUUUAAACUCGCCACUCAUAUACCAGCUCUUAUUUGAUAACACAUACGCGUUUUCUGUGUAUAUUUUAACAAGAAAAUGGAUGUACAUGUUAUCGUAAUAAAAUGCUUACUUCUGGCAUCAUUCCCUGUUGUGAAAGGUUACCAGGGCCAUGAGGAGAACAUAUUUACUAGCCCAGGCCUGGUAUGGAUUGAAGACCUUGACGGUGUAAUGGUGUUCAAGCAUAUAUACUUGACGUCGGAGCUUUGGCGAAAAAGAGAAUUACCAGAGCAGCCGGUCAAUAUAGCUCGAACACUGUCGGACACAAACAGAUUUACACACAUCGACGUAGACAUAGGGAAUAAAACAAUGGUGUUAGUCGAUUCCCUAAGCCAAAAAAUAAAGGCGCUAUCGUUUGAUAGAUACGGACUGUCAGUAGGAUGGGAUUUAUACGAAGGCAUUUCCAAGAAAGUGAACGGUAUAGCAGUAGACUGGGUGACGGACGUUGUUUAUUGGACGGAUGCGGCAUAUGACGUCAUUCUUGCCGUGUCUAUGUACUCUCCUAACAUGGCGGUAGUGAUUAUAGAAGGAAAGGAUGUGGUCGAACCUUAUGGCGUCGUUACCCAUCCAAGAAAAGGUUUUCUGUUCUGGACUGACGCUGAUGUAAACAAUCCCAGACUGAUGCGUUCUUCCCUAGGUGGACGUCAAGUUAAAACUUUGGUCAAAUUCUCAAGGUCUGGCAGACGUGCAAUGUCCUUGUUCAUCGAUUAUAACGAAGAAAGGUUAUACUGGAUAUAUGAAGAGACAACUAAGCUACAGGGCGUCAGUUCCUGUGAUAUACAUGGCAAAUAUAUGAAAAUUCUUCAAAUUGCAGUCAAUAGUAAUUACUUUGACAUUGGGCUAUUUGAUAGUCAGUUACUAUAUAUAGAAAACGGAGCGGUUAACAUCUAUCAAAAAGAUAAAUCAAACAGGGGCCCAAAAUCGAAGUCAAGAGGAGUACCACUAACAAUGGUUGUUAUCGAUAAAGGCAGACAGUACGAAAGAACAAAUCCGUGCUUGCAAUCCAACUGCCCGGGUGUCUGCACAAUGAGUAUGUUUCGUGAAGAUUGCUUCUGUAGUGAACUACUGGUGAGCAGAAUAGACCCGGAGGUCAUAAAACAAUUCUGCGAGCCUGUCCGGUCCUUCACCGGGUUUCUGUUUCCAAAGGGUGAUGGGAUUUAUACACUGAAGACAAACUUCAUAGAACACGGUCCAAUGUCUACAUUGUCCAAGGCGGAACCACAGAAAAUUCUACACACCAAGUUUCCAGUGAAAGCAGUUACGUCUGAUAUCAAAUCCAUGAACAUUUUCUUCUACGAAUAUCGAAGUAACAUGAUAAAAUCCUUGUCGACAGUUGAAGACAGUGUUCCAGAAAUUGUCUCCCUUGCCAUUGGAGAAGUCGGAGGUCUUGCAUUCGACAGCAGGCAGAAGCAUUUAUACUGGACAGAUACCUUAUAUGGGCAUAUUAUGGUGGCCCGUGAAGACGGAAUGUUUCCGCAUAUUCUACACAGGAAUCUCGAGCAGCCCAGGGCAAUAGCUAUCUAUCCUCAAAGGAGGGUACCGGUAUUGAUAUGGAGUGAGAUUGGAUCCGGGACGCUGAUGAAGUCAUAUUUAGACGGUUAUUCAAAAAGUGAAAUCUUCAUGGAUAUGAGAUAUAAGAUAUAUGAUAUAGCCAUUGACUUCUCCAACAACACGUUGUAUCUCUGUGACGAAUCUUCCAUUUAUGAAACAGAUCUAGAUGGAUCUUUUUUCAAAACACACUACAGUAAAAAAUCCCGACAUUAUUUUACCGGCUUGACUAUUGCCCAUGACUACCUGGUUGUGACGGACACGUCAUUAAGAAACAGCGGACUGCAUGUGUUUGACAGAAAGGUUAUUGAUAAUGAUAGUCUCAUUACAGAAGUGGGUAAGAGAUUGUACCCGUACUUCCCGUACGGAAACUGGUACGGUGUCCAUUACCAUCACAUCAGUAAUCAACCCGUCGGUUAUGAUAUAUGCAGGAUCAAGCAAGCGAGCUGCGAACAGAUGUGUUUACCAGGGUUUCGCGACUUCAGAUGUGUUUGUGGUGUGGGGUACAAAGCGAAUGGCACUUCCUGUAUAAUCGAUCAGCCAUACAAGCCAUUUAUUCUCCUUACUGAUAUGAGAUUAUCUCAGUUACUACAGAUACACGCAGUGUCCAGACAGUUUGUCGCCGUGCCCGUCCAAGGCAUACACCAGCCCUUUUCUAUUGCCUAUGAUCCAGUCAAGAAGAUGGUUUAUUGGUCUGAUCUGGAAACUGGUACUAUCUCUAGAUCGUUCGUGAAUGGAACCAACCAGGAGGUUAUCAAGUCUGAUCCACACGCAUAUUUCAUUGGACUUUUCAUUGAACCGGGAUCCCGACUGUUACUGUACGUGAUGAGACACAAACCUGAGUACGACCGCUAUCAACUGCCAAUCGGAAGUCUCGCUGCAAUGAAUAUAGACACGAAAAAAACUAUGAUAUUAUUGGAAAGGGUGCUGGACGAUCCGCAUGCUGUGACUGUAAAUGUCAAACAUGGCUACAUAUUUAUGACGGAACAAAAAAAUAUCUGGCGCCUUAAUAUGAAUCGUACUAAGUUCGAUUGUGUGGCAUGCUUCGUUCAGUCUACAGCAAUAACAUCCUCAGAUGACUAUGUAUAUUUUACUAACGAAGUACUAGGGGAGGCUUUCUUCGAGCCCACAAAGACACAGAUUGUACGCUUUGGAAUAGAUGAUGAAAACAUAACAAUGAUGUUUGAACUUCAUGGCGGUUCGGUCUCAGAUUUGAUGGUGGAUAAGUAUUUUAUCUACUGGAUUAACGGAUCAACACGAGCUGUCCAGAGAUCAAGCUUUGAAAAUCCUGGCGUCAUAGAAGACGUUGGUCUGUCAAAGACGUUAUUUCAGCCAUCUGGUUUGUAUGUUAGUCCAGCAGAAGAUCACUAUGAUUCUAUAUGCUCUAAUUCCGGCUGUGGAGGGUUAUGCUUGCCGACGCCGUCAGCAGCAAUUUGUGAGGAGAAAGUAUUUACCGAAAAUGUUGAAGUUCACAAUGAAUCAGGUUUGUGCCGGAUUCCAGACAUCAAACAUGGAGAGGUCCUCGGUACAACAGUCGGCCGGGUGGUACCACGCGGUUAUACAGCUACAGUUGAAUGUUUUCCAGCACACCUGGUAACAGGUUCGGCAACGAUUACGUGCUUGGGCGGUGUAUGGACCGACAUUCCGACAUGCAAUUUAGAGUAUUCCAUUUGCGGGACAUCAAAGAGGGGAUACAAAAUAUAUAAUGAGUCAGGUAGCUUCUUUGCCUAUCCUGAGGCAACAAAGAUAAUUGUAAUAUGUAUUGGUGGAGGUGGUGGCGGAUAUGACGCUACGAAUGACGCCAUAGUGCAUGCAGGAAAGGCGGGCGAUGGCGGAGACAGCAGUUUCGGGUCCUAUCUGAAUGCAUUUGGUGGAAAAGGAGGAACACUGACUAAAGGAGGAGAUGGUGGAUACGGGCACGUCAGUGGUGGACCUGGUUCAGUUGGGCCAAAUUGUACUACAGGAGGCACAGCUUGUCAGACCCAACCGAAUUCAAAUCCCAGCAAACCCGGUUACUCUGACGAGCUGUUCUGUGGAGCAGGAGGUUUCUCGCACGAAUGCACGGGUGAUCUGGCUACGGUUAAUGAAUACGCGGGUCCUGGAGGUAGAGAUGGAAACAGGACUUUCGCUGGAUAUUUUGGGGGCGGCGCGGGAAGCCGCGAGGGCGGAAGUGGAGGAGGAGGGGGUUGGAGCAGACUUCUUGUCCCAAUUCCUGCGAAAGAGCUGGUUACGGUCACCGUAGGACAGUCUGGCUUCCCGUCGUACGGAAAUCCAGCACCAGGGCUUGUGGUGGUCAUGUGGGGCGAUUACCGUAUAGACGAUUACGCGAAAUCUUACGACGUCAUCAAGGAAUGUAUUCUUGGGAAUGAAGAUGAACUUUUGCUAGACUGAACUGCUAAAACUUUGUAAAAUAUGCUGAGAAAAACAUCUCUUUUUUCCUAACAUACUCGCGAACAUUUUUGUCAGUCUAGCAGUUGUGUACAAAUUAUGCGUUAACUUCUUUUCCAUAAUGUUAUGUUAUUGUCUUCAGUACUGUUUGCUCUAUUAGGGCAUUGUUUUUAAUCAUUAAACCUCUCUGCUUUUAGUUAAAUUGGGAUUGUAAGUUUUAUUUAAGUAAUUGAUUUCAUCCUGUAUUGACCCUUUAUGAUGUACGUGUACGCUUGUAUGUGCCUAUCAACCAAGUUUUCAUUUGUGAUAAUUUUUUAAAGUUUUCGUUGAAAAAAGACAGAAUGCCAGGUAUUUGGAAAAAUCAAUCCUUUUAAUUAUUAAGAAGAUUAAAACAAUGUUUUUCAAAUUUCCGUGCUCAAUCCACCCAUAAGAAAGUAUUUGCUCCACUUACAUCAACAAUGGCGUGUUUAACGAGCCCAUGAUUCGCGCCCGAUCGUGUUUCUUAAUGGCACAAUAGGGCAGUUCAACUAGAAAAUAGAUAAUGUAAGGAAAAACAAUCGGUGAUUUCUUUUCAUGAUUUCAGUUUCGUUUGAAUAGUUUGAGUAUUAACACUACUAUUAUAAGGAAGUAUGUAGAGGAAUGUACCGUUGUGAGUACUCUUGAAAUUAUUUUUUACAUAUAUUUCACUUUUGAUACUGAAUCAGUAAAAUAUCAAUACUUGU